AUGGCGGCUCUGCAGCAGCUGGAUCUGUAUCCACCACCAGUACCUCUUCAGACAGGCCGUCUGCUUUGGCAGUGUGCAAAGCAACCGUCCAGAUCCGUGUGGGAAGAAAGUUCCGAUGAUGUUCAGAAAGCUUGUCCUGCUGAAGUAGAGGCUUGUGGGCCAGGCCUCGUGAGUCCAGAGUUAAAUUUACGUCGGGAGAGAAUGGUGAGGCCCCGUUUGGAUGUUUUAUCAUAUCCGGAGGAUUUUUUAUUUGAGCGAUACCGUUUUUCUUUACAGUCCAUUACAUAUGUCCACUCUCUGCUUCAUCCUUACAUCACAAACCUCACUCGUCGGGGCCGUGCUCUUACAUCUGAGCAAAUUCUUUGUACGGCCUUACGUUUCUUUGCUAAUGGUAGCUUUCUAUAUAACACCGGAGAUGCAGAAAACGUUAGCAAGGCAACAGUAUGCAGAGCGGUAAGAAAAGUGUGCCUCGCGCUCAAGCACUUUUUGCACAUUUUUGUUAAGUUUCCUGGCCACAAACCUGUGAGAGCCAUCAAAGAGGAGUUUCACAGGAUUGCAGGAUUUCCCAAUGUGAUUGGGUGCAUUGAUGGCACCCAUAUUCCCAUCAUCGCUCCUUCCCAAAAUUAGGCCGAUUAUGUCAAUCGGAAGUCCAUCCACAGCAUUAAUGUGCAGUCACACUGACUGUGUCCAAGUACAAUCAUAUGUGAUGCUGCACACAUAAUUACAAAUGUGGAGGCUAAGUGGCCCGGCUCGGUUCAUGACUCACGGAUAUAUCGUGAGUCAUCUCUGAGCAACAGAAUGGGCCAAGGAGAGACCGAUGGCCUUCUGCUGGGUGAUAGGGGUUACCCUUGCCAAACUACACUCAUAACCCCUUACCCAGAACCUGAGCCAGGGCCCCAGCAGCACUUUAGUGUGGCACACAGCAGGACAAGAGCCCAGGUGGAGAUGACCAUAGGCCUGUUGAAAUCACGUUUCCAGUGCCUACGCUACCUCAGGGUGACCCCUGAAAGGGCUUGUGACAUUAUUGUGGCAUGUGUUGUUCUUCAUAAUAUUGCCAUUAUUAGAGGGGAGCAACACCCUGCCCUACAAAUUCAAGACCCUGAGGAAGACCUCAUACACCCUGAGGAUUUCCAGGAUGGAAGGGUGGUCAGAGAUCUUAUAUGCCGCAAUGUCUUUGGACACUAA
This is a messenger RNA of Triplophysa rosa, 1185 nucleotides long. Its product is annotated as putative nuclease HARBI1. The record is from RefSeq and is a predicted model, not a curated record. NCBI's taxonomy places the organism in Eukaryota, Metazoa, Chordata, Actinopteri, Cypriniformes, Nemacheilidae. The transcript is spliced from 6 exons.